Zeugodacus cucurbitae (melon fly) is the source of this 11233-nucleotide messenger RNA. RefSeq names its product glutactin. The transcript has 9 exons. NCBI's taxonomy places the organism in Eukaryota, Metazoa, Arthropoda, Insecta, Diptera, Tephritidae. The record is from RefSeq and is a predicted model, not a curated record. Bases 45 to 1751 code for a protein of 568 amino acids.
GUGAAGGCAUUCAGUCGUUGUUCGUUCCGCUUAGAGGCUAGAUCAUGAAGCUACUGCUGGGCCUUUUAGUUUUGGUCACAUUCGUCGUAGUUGUUGUCGCAUUGGUGACAUCAAAGUCCAACACAGCUGAUUCGCCACAAGUCAAUAUAGCCGGUCAAGGUGCAGUGCUCGGCAGCGUCGAUGAAACAUUAUGGACGCGACAGAAGUUUUACGCAUUCCGUGGAAUACCGUUUGCGGAAUCGCCCAGCGGCGAGCGGCGUUUCAAGGCCCCCGUGAGUCGCAGCCCUUGGAAUGGAACAUUCGACGCACGUAGCUUUGGCAAACGCUGUCCGGUCAUAACAAGCAUCAGCAAGUUAAACGCUAAGCAGCUGGAGGAGGAAGACUGGGAGGACUGUCUAAACUUGAACGUCUACACCAAAAAUCUCUCGGCCAAACAACCGGUCAUGUUCUACAUUUAUGGCGGCGGCUUCACCAAUGGCUCCGCCUCCGAUCACCCACCACACCAUCUGCUCGAAAAGGACGUGGUGCUGGUGGUGCCGCAAUAUCGCGUCGGCGCGCUCGGCUGGUUGACGACACUCACCGACGACAUGCCCGGCAAUGCGCCCGUGUUGGAUCUGCUAUUGGCCUUGAGUUGGGUGCAAAGUCACAUUCAUGCAUUUGGCGGCGAUCCCACGCGCGUAUCGAUAUUUGGACAAAGCGCGGGUGCGGCUAUGUCCGGUGCGCUGCUGCUGAGUCCUAAAACACCAGAGCACUAUUUUAAGCGUUCAAUUGUGCAGUCGGGCGCCAUAACGGCACCGUGGGCCAUAAAUCGCACGCCAUUGCAGCAAGUUAAACGCAUCUGUGAGGCGCUGCAAUGCGAGAAAUGUGAAGAUAAGCGUGAGCAAUACGAAUGCCUGCGGAAGGUUGAUGUGCUGCAGCUGUUGAGGGUGACCACUGAGGAGAGCUUCAGUCCAGUGAUAGGUGAUGAGCAGGGCGUGCUGCCGCAAGAACCGCAAAUGCUUUUAAGAAAUCUCAAGCGCACAGUGCCGCUAAUGACGGGUUUCACCAAGCACGAUGGCUCUUUUGUGCUAGCAACGCUCUACGACACACUGAUCGCGCAGUACGGCAGCCUUGCUAAAUUCACUGUGCGCCAGUUAGCGAAUACCUUGAUCGAUCUAGCCAAAGAUACCACGAGUCUCUCUAACAAUUUACUCUUGCGCAUGCUCUUCAAGUCGAAAAUUUUGGACAGCAACAAUCACACCGCAGCUUGGCCCGCAUAUUUUGAUAUCGCCAAUAGUGUUUAUAUGAAGUCGCCUGUGGUUGCCUAUGCGAAUGAAUUGCAGCGUCGCAGCGCCGCUCCAGUCUACUUGUACACUUUCGAUUAUGCCGGCGCACACACACGCUUCGGCUAUGAGUUCGGCAAUUCGCAAUAUCCCUUCGAGGGCGGCGUACAUCACUCGAACGAUAACAUAUACCUGUUUGCCACACACAAACUGAAUGCGAACGACACGCUAAUCGCAAAGAAAAUGGUGGAUCUGUGGUACUCCUUCGCAGCGGAUGGUGUGCCAAAGGUUGGCGAACAACCGGAACUCACUCUUAAACCACUGGAGACUGAGGCGGGUCCUUAUUUCCACAUCGAUCAAGAAGUGCGCGUGGAUAGUGAUAUUUUGAAGGAGCUUACGGUGACUAUUGAUGAUCCAGAGAGCUAUAAAUUGAUUAGGUCGUCCGUUUUGCCACCAGUGUUGCCACCAGUGUUGCCACCGGUUUUAUAAAUUGGUUGAAAAUUUAGUAGAAAAGUUAGAAAGAAUAGUUGGUAAUUACUUGGUAUGUACUUAAGUUUUUUUAUUGCUUUUAAAUACAACACAUUAUACACAAUACUGUUUAGAAUAUUAAAAGGCAGGGCCUAAGGAAUUAUUUUCAAUAGUUCUUAGGCUCAGUGGUAUGCCCAAAUGCUUACAAAAGUGUUCAAAAUUUAUAAAAUUCCAUCAUAAAGAAUGAUUACUCCUCAUUAACUACGUGACGGCACUCCAUCUGCUAUCACAAAGGACCAAAACUGGUCUAUGUGUGGCUUUAUAGCCUACCAGAGUAACCUAACCUAACCUAACCUAUAAAAUUGAAUCAAAUAUCUAACAAAAAUUAUCAUUCCAUUCAGAAUUUACUGUUUUUUUUUAUUAUUUAAAUAUUGAAAUCGUUUGUAUGGCUGUUACCCUUACCCAACACUGCCACCUUCCCAUCCAUUCUCUCUAAUCACUCAAAAUGUUUUCUAAUUAGCAAAGCAAUCGGACAUCCCCAAUUGGCUGCUAAUAUAUUGCCAUCAAACAAAUAUAUUUUUAGUUCAUCUCCAGUUCAUGCCAAAAAGCAUUUUAAAUUCAAUUUUAGCUUAAACCACAAAUGCCCAAAAGUUGUUUGCCAACACUAUAUUUUCGAAACCAAAACUAAGCGUUUUAAUGUACACAUACAUACACUCACACACUCUUAAAAUGAAGUCUUCCUUAUUGCUGCUAAAAAGAUCGCUCAAAUUGUCCUUACUCUUCUGCCGUCUCUGCCACCGUCUCAGUUUUCAUAUGUCAACAGUCGACGACGACGACAAAAUUACGACACCACAAAGUAAACAAAUUAACUAAAUCAUCUAGAAAUUGGCAGCGAGUGAAGUGGACCAAGGAAGCUUUCGAAAUUUAGCUUAUAAUUUAAGGAAUGAACAUCGCUGGACUUCUUUGAGGAAAGGCUGCCUCAGACGAAUGAAACAAGCAACACUUUAUAUGUCUUCAAUGAAAAUUGGCGAAUCGACCAGGCAAUUGGCAUAAAUCCAAAAAUUGGCAUAGCCAAAUAGAGACUGAAACUUUGGAAAUACAAUUUUAAUAAGUUAUCAUCAGUAGAGAAUUGGCCAAUAGAAACAGUUAACAUUUAAAACGCAGUGCAUCCACGCCUAAAAGACGACAACAAUUGAAGCACUAAUGCAGUGAGACACACUCAUACACACUCAAAGAAACAAACAUUUGCCGAUUAUGACGAGGAAAUGAUUAAUUGCCGAAGAAUGAGGCGGACAAAUGUUUAUGAUUUUAUGAGGAAUUGAAUCGAAGCGACAGUUGCACAGUUGCGACACUCCGAGUGAAUGCAAAGCAAGUGAAAUUGAGUAUAUAUGCGUAUAUGAGUGUGUCUGUGUGUUUGAGCUAAUGGAUGAACGACUAAAUGGCUGCCAUGGAUGAGCAUAGAGAGACAGCGGCAGGCGAGGCAAAUGACGAAGCUGGCUUGAGUGCGACAACUGCAACGACAAAUGGAGCUCAUUGAUGCGUGCAAAUAAGCUUAAGAGUGAGAGUGUGUUUGGGUGUCUCCCGACAUAAUGAGGGCUAAAGGACGAUGGCAACAAUUUGGCGGUAAAUUAAAAAUUCGGCAAUGGCAAAUGACCGCAUCCUGCUAUAUAGUCCAUAUAAGUAUUGGAUGUGUAUAUGUGUGGGUUUAUCUAUUAUCCAUUCUUGCGUAACCCAAACGAGACGCUUCAUACAUAUUCAAUUAGCAAGCGAAUGGAUGCGAGUGGAAGGCGGAAACACAAUGAAAAUCGACACACAGACACAUAUAAACAAAGAAAAAAUGUUGCAACGGCAAAUGAUGUUUCUGCGUGUUUUGUGCCGCUCAGAUUGCUUGCCUGUAUAACGGUAUCAUGCUCGCAUGCGUUAGUAUGCAAAUUGUGGCAAAAACAAUAGCAAAACAGCAGCAAUUGGGUGGCGCAUCAAUCGUCUGGCUAUUGCCCCGGAUAUAGACAGCUUGCAUAUGCAAAUUAGUUAAUAUGGCAGCGUGACGAGCAAACACACACAAAUACUUGUAUACUAACAAAAACAAAAACAACAACAAUGUGAACAACAAAAAACAAGCAAUAUCAUGUUCAAAUGGGCGCUUGUUGAGCAUAUUCAGUGAACUCGUGUGGGUGGCAGCCUCAAAGAGCUCACUAGCACCACCACCACCAACAACAACAACAUAAACUGCCAAUGCAACUAACCGUUGUGUGACAGCCUUUCAUAAUAUGAGAAAUGAUCUUGACAAGAAUAAUUGCAUGUUCGCAUAAUUAAAAGCAUUUGUAAGCGCACAAACACAUACAUACAAACAUACAUACGCACGGACAGCAGUUGUUUCGCCACAAACAAUAACAAGAACAACAAUUAUGAUUAUACAGCAAAGCGCUAUGCAAUGAAAAUAAUGAUGGUCAUAAUGUUGUGAUUUCAUUGUUGUUGUUGGCGCUGAGAUUUGACAUAUCUAUAAAUAUACAUACUUAUGAAUGUAUAUAUAUAUACUUCAGUAUGUAUCUAUGUAUUUCUGUGUAUAAUUGCUUGCCAUUUGUAGCUUUUUGCCUUGUUUUAGCUGCCGUUAUUAUUAAUGACUGUAGGGAGUUGUGUUGAUGAUAUGAAUUCUCGAGCACGUUUUGAAUACACAAAACAACCGUUAGCCACCGCCGUGCAGCUUUUUAACUUGAAUAGCUCGUUUGUAAAAUAUGAAAUUUGCGAUUGUUUAGCUUUUCACUGCUGUGGCGGCGGAAGUGUUUGUAAAUUAAGUGAUUUUAAUAAAUAUGCUUGUUUCGAGUUUUAUAAAAAUAUUAUAUAUUUUGGGAAAAGGCUCAAUUAAUAUUUGCAUGAUAGACAAUGGUGACAUAAAAAAAAAUUGACAUUUUUUUUAAUAUUUAAAGGCUUUGGAUUAUACUAUUAUGAGAUUUGAGAAACGCACCGCGACCGAAAGUCUGUUUAAAUGCUGCAGAAAUCUGCCAGAUUUUUAUAAACACAAAUUAUUUUAAUUGAUGAAAAUUCAAAAUUUAUCCGAUAAAUUCCUUCUGUGUAUUGAAUUAUAUCCCUUUAUUUCUUAAGGAAAUCAUAGAAUAAAAAUUUUCAAUGUUUUUUCGAAAUUUCCUAUACAUAUUUCUAAGUAAAUAAUACUAAUUCAGCAACUAAAUGGUAGAAUAAAUGGUAUGUCAUUUUUAUAUCCUGAACAGGGUAUAUUAAGUUGGUCACGAAGUUUGUAACUCCCAGAAAGAAGCGUCGGAGACCCUAUAAAAUAUAUAGUUAUAUAAAUGAUCAGUAUGUUGAACUGAGUCGAUUUAGCCUUGUCCGUCUGUCUGUCUGUCCGUCUGUCUGUCAGUAUAUAUACGAACUAGUCCUUCAGUUUUUAAGAUAUCGUAUUAAAAUUUUGCAGAUGUUAUUUUCUCUUCAAGAAGCUGCUCAUUUGUCGGAACUGCCGAUAUCGGACCACUAUAGCAUAUAGCUGCCAUACAAACUGAACGAUCGGAAUCAAGGGCUUGUAUGGAAAACUUCCGCAUUUUACUACAUAUGUUCACGAAAUUUGGUGUGAGUUAUUGUUCAUAGAAAUAAUAUAUAAUAAUAUAUAUAAAUAGAUCGUUUAACUAUAUAACCUUAAUGUUUCUAGCAAAACACCCGGCUAAAAAUAAUUAGUAAAAUUUUUCCUUUUUUUUACUUACUUUUUCUUACGUCUUUAGAUUUGCUUAAACACAUAGUUACUAAAAGAGAUGCACCUGUGAAGGGUAUAUUAGCUUCGGUACAGCCGAAGUCAACGUUUUUUCUUGUUUUUUAAAUAAAGUAGUUUAUUUUAGGAUAAAAUAUUUUAAUUCGUCUGGUGUUACGAAGGAAUUUCGGAUUUAUUUUGAAUCUAUCAUAUUUUAUUUAAUUUUUCAUUAAUUUAUUAUUUAUGAAGAGGCUUUGUGUUAUCCAUCAGUGUAUAUGCCUUUCUACGGUGCCCAAUCUAUAGGCACACCCUAAUGCUUUACACCUAAACUAGCACCUCUUGAAGCGUUGAUUUCUUGAAUUUGAAUCGCAGAAAACGCCUACACCAGAUGCAAUUACCAAUGAUUUAUGCAGAAAACUGGCAAUUGGUGGGCACAACAAUUAAUUGAAAUUCCGCUUUAAAGGUGUAUGGCUAGCAAUUGUACUCAAUUUACGUACAAUAACACCUACAUAUAAGCAAAAAUCACAUAAUUGCAGCACAAUUGAAGUCACUAAGCGCAUUCAGUCAAUAUUACAGUUAUAUAUGUAAUCAAAUGACUUGUAUGUGAGUGUAUAUGAAAUACCUGCAUCGAAAGCGACACCAAUUAAAUGCGAGGAUUAGUACUCAUUUAAAUAACUGUACACGCGCGGUGGGGAAAAAGAAAAAGUCGGUAAAUAGUUACCGCCAACAACAACAAUAACACCACCAACAAUCAAGAGAGUGCAACAAUAGCAGCACACAACCGCAGCAAAGCCCGCGCACGUGUGUCAAACACACACACUCUCACUCAUACACCGUUAGAGACACACCAGUAUCACUGACAAGUCUCACAAAUCAGCAGCAUUUAUAAAGCGCCCUGACAUGCUCACAAUAAUGCCCAACAAAUUUGACGACAAAAGGAUUUGUGUUUAACGGUAUAAAAUGCGACAACACACAUAUCCCCCCACCCCCUUCACCGCAAAUAAAUCGAAAAAAUGAAAUAAAAUGGAAAAUACAUUGAAGCGCUUUAAACCGAGCCGAAGCUUGUGGAUUUCAACAUUAAGUAGCAACAGCGACGGCGCUGUCUGCAUAGAUUUUAGAUUUUAAACAAAAUAAAAAGAAAAAAAAAUAACGGAGAAAAAAGUAUUUUGUAAAGUUAGACAUGCGGCGCGUAUUAUGGGGUAUUACGGGACUAAAGCGCGCACCCGCAACAGCCAUAGCCACAGCCGACCCGCAUAAUCCCAGGCGACAGCGAUGGCGAACCAAAUACAAGUUGAAAGCCAGCAACAACAACAACAGCAAAAAGUGAAAUGAACAAAUGAAGAAUGUAAUAAAAUGCACAUAAAAGGUUAGCGCACAAAAUGAAGCGCUCGAAAACGAUGAAGCCGCCAGCCGACAGGCAACCACCGAGGAGAAGGUGGGACUUGAGUGGCAAGAGUACAACCAUUCAAAUGAGUAUGUGUGGGCGCUUUGUUGUUAUGACCGCCAUUUUGCGCCAAAUACUCGAGGUUCGAGUGAGUGUGUGUGCUCACAAUAUUCCACCUCAUCCUCCGCGCCGUCCCCCCCUGCUAACCGCCAAAACUUUCGCUAGCCAUACUUCAUUCGCUUUAUUCCCAAACGAAAUCCACUCGGAUUUGCCUUUCAAUAAAAAUGCAAAUUUUUCAACGCCUUUCUUCGCGCAUUUCCUUUUCACUUGCAUUUCUUUGAGCACUUUUAACGGCGCUUACGAGAUAGCACUACUAUGUACAUAUGUAUGAAUCUAGAGUUUUUUUGUUGUUGUGGCUGUUGGUGAAUAUACCGUUUUAUCUGUGUCUUAUCUCUUUUAAAGCUUUAAACUGCAUUUCUUUCCAAAAAAAGAAACGCUCGUGUACAAAAACAAUAAAAAAGUUUCGAAUAUUUUAAUGUGCUGCCUUUUGUAGAUAGUAACGGUCCGCAUUUUUAGUUUUCAUAUUUUAUUUUAUAUACAGCCGAAGCUUAGCAGUGCUUAACCCUCUGAGUGCCCAAAUUUAAUUUAAUAUAUACCCCUUAUAUGUAUGUAUGUAUAUAUACUGUGACUCACCUUCACUUGCGAUUCGGUCAUCCCUAAGGCAUAGGCGAGUUUCGCCCGUUCUGGUCCUGCCAGAUAUUUGGUCUGUUCGAAUGUCUUUUCCAGCGCGAAUAUUUGCUGGCCACUGAAUGUUGGGCGGGUGUGCUUCUUCUUGCCAUCCUUGUCGUUGCUUUGAUGAUGCUGAUGCGCUUGUGAGAGACUCGCGGACACUGGAAGAGAGAAGAGAAUAUAAAAUGUGAGCUUAUAUAACAUGGAAUUAAACUUAUUUUAAUAAUAAAGUGGUCUCGAAGUCCAUCUUAGGGAGCUCCGGUCCAAUAACGAUCUUUUUGAAGUGAAAAUAUGGGACCUAUUACACCUUAACUUACACAUAUGAGGCUCUGAUCAAAUCGAAAAGGCUAAACCUGGUCCAGAGGAAAGAACUAUUCAGAAAUACGAUAGCUUUUGGCUCAGAGUUUUUAAUUUAUUGUUCGCUGGAAUCUAAAAAUUUGUAGGAAACGGCGAUUUCUGGAAUCCAGAAGCUUUUUCUCUCAAACUCGAGCUCCUAGAGUCAAUUUAUUGCCAUACUCAACCUACUCCUAGUAUUAGUAUUCCUUCGUAGCUUCUUUUCUUGAACUCUAGCUGUUCCAGUCUAUUCCUAUAUAGCAUUCCUUCUUACCCAUUGAGCUAUCACUUCUGCUAAGCUCUAGACGGAGCAUAUUUAAAAAGGUUUAGAAUAUCGAGAAAUCCUUUAUUUUCUCUGAGAAAACGGUAACCUUAAUCUCAACCCCCUCCAAUUUGAAGUCGUAAACUAGUUUUAUUUAAUUGUUUACGACAACAAAGAAAUCGGAAGCCAAACAUAAAUACUUGAGCUAUAAAAAUAUCCCACCCAACUCCAGCGCCCAGCAACCCUCUGUGCUGGCAAUUUAAAUAACUGUGUUGAGCAUUUACUGCCAACUAAAAUCAUUUCACAUAAUUAGGGAUCAUUUAAUAAUGGGGUGACAUUAAUUGGCCCGAAGCACGGACCGAAGCAACGGAGGCAGCAAAGCGUCGUGGGUAUGAGACCGUACGGACCGUCAACCAGUUGGAGAGCGUAGGACAACCCCCGUUGUCACAGCUUUAUGAGUGCGGUUUAGCGCCGCUGUAAGGCAAUCGAAGCAGACCUUCGAGAUUUGGCUGCGGCAUUGUGGGCGAUAGCCGCCACCACCAGGACACACACACACACACACAGACAACUCCGGACGCUUGCCAACAAGGUAGCGCUCACUUGUAAUGAUUGCCCGCCAACUCACACCAGGGAGCCGCACAGGUCGUUGGAUUUAUGUACGACGUGCGAUGAGGGAGCCGGCCAUGACAAAGGCACGACGGGCGUUUUAUUUAUACUCGUUUUAUUGGCUUACACUCGUAUAAAAGUGGGCUUACAACACUCAAACGGCACUCCACCUGCUCUGGGGGUGGAGAGGGCUCGUGCGAAUUUGUACGUCGCCUGUUUGGCUAAUUGAUUCUCAUGUUAUUUUCAUGAAAACGAGAAUGAAAAUGAAAAUGACGCCAGAGGGCGCUCGCUUUUACAAAUUACAGCGCACAUGCAUAUUUAUAUACAGAAUUUGUUGUAAUCUCAUUUGUUGUAAAUAGGAUAUAUAUACGUGUGAGUGAAUGUGCGCUGGUGGGUCUCCUGCAGUAAAAUGUUUAUUCUCUAUGCGAGCGACGUAAUUAAUUUGCGGACAAUUUGCGUUUGUUAAUUUGAUGGCCAUUGGGCGGCGGCACUAAAUGUCCGCAUUUCUCAGGCAAUUGGCUCCAAUUGCUCCUGCUUUUGGGCCUCAUUAAGGGAGCUGUUGGUUGUAAUUGCCUGUAUUGUUAUUUUUGCGCUACCAAAUGUGGUUCUGUUGGUUGGACGGCUCCAUUUGCAUUGAUUCGAUUUACUGCAUGUAAUUUUUUACUUUAAAUGCCUAAUUAGUAUGUAAUUAUUAUUUUGGGUGAUCAGCGCAAGCAAAAACAAUGGAAUUUAUGUGUAUGGGUUUUCGAUAAAUUUUGUAGACCGAGAAGAGGUGGCGGGCUGCUUUGUAGGUAGAAGCUUUGAUAUUGAUAUUAGAUUGUCAGCAUUUGUAUUUAAAUAGCAAAAAAGACUUAUCGUAGAUGGAUAUGGGUUGCAAGAAUUGUAACUAAUUAUUUUGAUAUCAAUAAAUGUUGUGAAGAGGUCAAAGGUUAGAUGAAAUAUUAAAAUGAAUUUAUCUGAGUGAAGUUGGCGUACGGGAUAUAGUAGAUAAAUAUAAUGAAUGUAAGAUGACACACCUAGGCCUUUAGGGGGACCAUUGUGACGUGUUAUACUAAAUAACGGUACUCUGAAAAUGUGCGUUAGUGCUUUCAGUAUUUUACGGUUUCUACAAGGUUCAACGCACUUUUAAAAACCAUAAAAAAUAUUUAAAAUCAUUUGUUUACGGUCUUAAAUGGCGCCAUCUCUUAAACGCAGCUCAUUGGACAGCCCUCUUAGCUAAGUAAUGACUAACAAGUAAUAAAAAUCGUAUAAACAAAUCAUCAACUUUAAUCAAUUCUACUUUUUAGUCGGCACACUGCCAUUAAUGUUACAUGAAAACACCAUUAAAAUCUGCAGUUGCUUUAGUGCCAUUCCCACUUAAUUGUCAUAAUUUUAAAAUGGCUGUCUUUCACCUCAUUAGCAUAUCAGAAUUGGACGUGGAAGGCUAACAAAAUGUAGCAACCAGUUUCAGAGUUUUCUACCACUUCGUUUAACCUCAUGCCAGCACUAGAGAUUCGACGCCACGAGCGCUUCGAAACUUGUUUUCAACUUUAUUGUCUCCGUCCGUCGCACUCACUCAACCCUCUGAGAAAAGACACAGAGAAUUUCGACAACUUCAUACACUUCAACUAUGCGAGUCCCCCCUCUGGUACGCCACCCCGCUUAAAUUAGCAGCUGUGCUUCGCAUUUAUAAACAAUUAAUAAAUGACAAAACAAACGACAAAGUUUUUGCUCGCAUUGCUUGGUUGCUGUUGUUGUUGCCUGUAUUUGUAACCUCGCUUGACAACAACAACUAUCAAGUUGUAGCUAUAGACGUGUCUUUUAUGCCGCCAUCCGUUCCGCUUGCGCUGCGUACAAAUUUCGCAUAAUAAAAUUUAUAAUGAAAUAAUGACUUUGUGAGAAUUUUCGAAAAGUUUUUAAGUAGCUUGUAAACAUGGCCUUUAAAGUGCGCUCGAACAUGACAAUAUUGGAAAUGUUUUGCGAAGUUGGACGCUAAAUGAGUUUCAGGAAAAUUGUGAAUAUUUGAGUGAAUAUAUGUUAGAAUACGUGGCAAACAGUUAUGACUGGAAAGAGGUUUUCAAAAAUUGUAUUGAAAUAUUUUCUUUUUUUCAAUAAAAAAACAUAAAUGAUUUACACAAUUUAAUAUCACAACUGAAGUUAUUCAAUUCUACAAAAAUUCAUGAUAGUCAAGAGUAGUUAAAACCCUUUCAAAAAUGUACCAUAAGUCCAAAACAAUGUACCAUUCUCAUGCACAUCUUUUCCACUUCAUUAAAACAACAAAGUCAAAAGACUGAGUAAUGAAGACCAUGCCAGCAAUUAUACCAGCAUAUAAAAAUAAUAUUGUGAGCUGCAGAUAUUAUAUAAUUCCGCUGAAAGAACGCCAUUUAAUCCUUUCGCUUACUCAAAGCAAUCAAAAUCCAGCCAAGCGCUGAGCUAAGGUGGAGCCAGACCGCGCAAUUAAUUAAAAUUCCAAAAGGUAUAUGCGCAAAUAAUAAAAAACCAACAACAACAUCAAAAUC